Messenger RNA from Trichoplusia ni (cabbage looper), 1961 nucleotides. It is a transcript of the gene T3dh, whose product is annotated as probable hydroxyacid-oxoacid transhydrogenase, mitochondrial. Gene Ontology annotation, molecular function: alcohol dehydrogenase (NAD+) activity; metal ion binding. The record is from RefSeq and is a predicted model, not a curated record. The transcript is spliced from 9 exons. NCBI's taxonomy places the organism in Eukaryota, Metazoa, Arthropoda, Insecta, Lepidoptera, Noctuidae. The coding region runs from base 324 to 1712 and encodes 462 amino acids. Gene Ontology annotation, cellular component: mitochondrion.
AUGAUAAUACUACUGUGCGGGAAUACAAAGAUAAAAGAAAGAUUAUGUAUUAAAAUGUAUCGAAACAAAGCGUUAAAUGUACAGUAAUUAUAUACAGAGAUAAGCUGAUAAGGUCAUACAAUGAUAACCUGUAGGCAAAACAAAAUUUACACCGAAAGUUGAAAAAUAGUAGUCGUGGUAACAUCGUCAUACUUACAACAUAAAUAGGAUAGGUAUUCUUAUCAAUUGUCACGCGUAUUUUCUUGUGACAAGCUCGAUGAUAAAGUCCAUAACAAAUAAUAUUUAUUAGCAACCUAAUAUUUAAUUGUAAAAGUCACGUAAAGAUGGGGCAACGUAAAAGAGUAUUCGACUUGUUGAGAACUAUAAACGUAGCUUCAUGUCAAUGUCCAGCACACGGGUACAGAGGAAACAUACAAGUGUCUAAUGCUACUCCCUUGAAAGACUAUGCAUUUGAGAUAAAAUGUUCUACAGUGAGAUAUGGACUGGGAGUGACAAGGGAGGUCGGUCAAGACCUAGUAAACAUGAGUGCCAACAAUGUGUGUGUGAUGACAGACCCUAAUGUUGUGAAGCUGAGUCCUGUGAAGACUACCCUCGAUUCCCUUACAAAAAAUGGGGUCAAUUAUAAAGUGUAUGAUAAAGUCCGUGUUGAACCUACUGAUACCAGUUUCAAAGAAGCAAUAGCAUUUGCAAAGGAGAACAAUUUUGAUAGUUUCGUGGCUGUUGGCGGUGGGUCUGUGAUGGAUACUUGUAAAGCUGCCAACUUGUACUUAUCAGAGCCUAAGGCUGACUUCUUAGACUAUGUAAAUGCACCCGUGGGCAAGGGAAAACCUGUUGAAGUUAAUUUGAAACCUAUGAUUGCCAUACCUACAACAAGUGGUACGGGGAGUGAAACAACGGGUGUCAGUAUCUUCGACUACGAAUCGAUUCACGCCAAGACCGGGAUCUCGCACGGCGCUCUACGACCUGUGCUGGCUAUGAUAGACCCUCUGCAUACUCUUACGAUGCCAGAGAAGGUCUCAAACUACUCUGGUUUCGACAUCUUCUGCCAUGCCUUGGAGAGCUUUACGGCUAUACCUUAUACUGAUAGAGGGCCUGCUCCAAGCAACCCUGCGUUAAGGCCGACGUAUCAAGGGAGUAAUCCUAUCUCCGAUGUUUGGGCUCGCUUCUGUCUGCAGACUUUACAGAAGUACUUUGCCCGUUCUGUAUACCAGCCUGAUGAUUUGGAAGCUCGCUCCUGCAUGCACCUUGCGGCGACGAUGGCUGGUGUCGGUAUCGGCAAUGCUGGGGUACAUUUAUGCCAUGGUCUCGCUUACCCCAUCGCUGGCAAUGUCAAAUCCUUCAUCCCUAAGGAUUAUGGCUCAGAGCCUAUAAUACCUCACGGACUCUCAGUGGUGAUGACAGCACCAGCAGUAUUCCGCUUCACCGCACCUAGUGACCCUGACAAACAUCUCGAAGCUGCUGGUAUUCUUGGAGCUGAUGUAUCCAACGUGAAGCAAGCAGACGCUGGCGCAGUACUAGCUGAUACUAUCCUAAAGUAUAUGGAGACGAUGAAGAUAGAAAAUGGAUUGCAGUCACUCGGCUAUAGUGGGGGCGAUAUACCUGAGUUGGUUAAAGGAGCUUUGCCUCAGAAACGAUUGCUAAGUUUGACUCCAUUAUCACAAUCAGAAGAUGAUUUAUCGAAACUUUUAGAAGAUUCACUUACUAUAUAUUAAUCGAUAUAUUUAAAUCGAUAAGAUGAUUUUCCGCACAGGCUCUUGAUACAGGUAAACCUUUCUAAAUGUUCGCUAAUUUUGCCUACAAGUAAGAAAACUAGAAUGUAAGGAUACAUAAAGUUGUUAUACCUAACCAUUAUACAAAGUUGACUAUUUUAGAGUUUGUGUUUUGGAAACGGCAAAUCUUUUGACUGUAGAUUUUAUGAAAAUGUUAAGAAGUUUUUAAUAAAUGGUUUUGUUUAUCGUUAA